Vicia faba (fava bean) is the source of this 333-nucleotide messenger RNA. Lineage: Eukaryota; Viridiplantae; Streptophyta; Magnoliopsida; Fabales; Fabaceae. The record is from the annotation of a GenBank genome assembly.
AUGAAUCACCACCGUCUGCAACACGCACGUCCGACCACUCUUCACCGUGCGACACACCCUGCUCACGCCACUGCUCAACCGCUUCAGCCUUCGAUCCCACAAGCGACUCGCAGCAGAUCCGGCGAGCAUCCCGCCUUGCUCCUCGUCGGCCAACAUCUUCGUUCAGCGCCUCCUUUGUACCGGCAACUCAACAUCACUGUGACCUACCAAGCCAAACACAAAUCGACGCAGCGACCGUCUGACCCUCCACUGCGAUUCGCCCAUUUCCUCUCACCCGAGACGUCGAAGACGACACUGGAUCUGUCCCUAAGGAAACACCGUGGGAAGCACUAA